Messenger RNA from Beauveria bassiana ARSEF 2860, 2400 nucleotides. RefSeq lists its product as uncharacterized. Lineage: Eukaryota; Fungi; Ascomycota; Sordariomycetes; Hypocreales; Cordycipitaceae. The record is from RefSeq and is a predicted model, not a curated record. The transcript has a single exon. Bases 1 to 2400 code for a protein of 799 amino acids.
AUGGCCAGCAACCAGCAGAGCCAGCGUCAUGCACAGCACUAUGCACAUCAGCAUAUGCAGCAGGCUUCCCGGCACAGGGAAAACAGAGACAGAGGUGUGGAUCCAUCCAUACCAACAUCGGAAUCCGAUACCGACCAACCUUCGGUAUACAUGUCAGACGUACGAAAGAUGGCGCCAGCCGACAAGGCGAUGGAGUCGUUGACGACGUACCAUGUUACCAAACUCGUCAAGAAGCCCCUUACCAUGAUUGAGCGCAGCCUUAAUGUGGCAAAGCCAUGGGAGAAGGCCGAUAUCGUCAGAAGAGACAGUCUCUCUCAGGAUGAAAUCUUGGAGCGCCUAGACGAGGCCAGCAGAAAGAAUACCAAAGAUAUACGGGCUCGAAUAGCCAAGUAUCCAGAGGCGUUGCGGGUUCAGGUUGACAAAGCGACCAAGAAUCGCGAAAAGAGUGAGAGGGACUGUCGCUUUGUUUGGGAGCUGGUUCAGACUGACGACGAGCUGGUGCCGCUCCCACCCAAUACAGAGGCCUCGGACCACGAAAACCCGGAUGUCAAAUACAAGGGGUCAUCGCGGAGACAUGAAGCCAAGCGCAAAGAAAUGACAAACUCUGCAGUGUGGAGCGAUUCAUCUUCAGCAACCGGCAAGAGACGUUCGGAUAGGGUGGCCGUGACUCUUUAUUUCAAGCGAUCUCCAGCACCUGGACAGAACCCAGUGGCAUUGUACAAGCAGCUGAGAAAGCGUGUUCAUGAAGCACCUCCGAGACGUGACACCCCGCCAAAGACUGUCCCUGUUCCACAGAACGAGGCACCAGCAUACGAGCCUGUCCCAGUCGCAGACGAAUACACGCCCCCAGUGCAUCACGGUACACGGCCUCCGCCACCUGUGCCUCACAACACAAGGCCCGCGCCAGUACCGCAACCAAAUCCUCGCCCAGUUGGUGUAUCAUUUGGGAGCCAACAGCUACCAAAGGUGUCUGGCUCGCAACAGGAUCCUCGACUCAAACAGGCGGCUCCGUCUGUCCCGCCUUACACAGAUCCGAGAGCGCACCAACCUACGCAAGCUUAUCAACCUACUUCAAUACACAGUGACUGGACAGCACAAGCUGCGCAGUAUGCCCAGGCUUCUCGGCCCAUCCCUCCUCACACAGAGCCGAGAGCGCAACCUAGGCAAGCUUACCAGCCUGCUUCACUACACAGUGACUCGACAGCACAAGAUACGCAGUAUGCCCAGGCUUCUCAAUCUGGUCCGCUUCAUACAGAGCCGAGAGUGCAACCUACGCAGACUGCUCAGACCGCUCAGUAUGAUCCAGUUCACGGGGAGCCGAGCGGCGGUCCUACUCAGUCUGGUCAGCGUGCUCAUCAUCGCAGUGAGCCGAAGCCCAAAGCGCAGCAUCCGCGGUCUUCUCAGCCUCCUCCCAUGUACACAGAUCCGAGAGCCCGGCCCGCAGAGGUUCCUCCGCCAUCUCAGUCCCACGCGGCGAAAGUGCAACUCCCACAGGCCGCUCAACUCCAUCACAAUAUGAAACCGAGGCAUCGGUCGGAACAGAUCUAUGAGCAGACGCAGCAGUCUCGACAGCAAGCUGUGCCUCAGCGUACCCCAAAUGUGCCGUCGCGCCCGGCUGUUCAUACAGCCGAGCCAGCACAUACCCAAAGUCGCGGUGCAAGCUUAAAUGGGAAUCCUGCAAGUAUUCUCCAUCUCUGGAACCAAGCUGCUGGGGAACGCCGAGCCCGCAGGCAGAGUCCUCGUCGCACUCACAAGGUGCCAGAAUCCGGAGAGUCGACUGCAUCUCACUAUGAUGAUGAAGAGGAGAUAUUUAGCGACUCAGGCGCGUCGAUGGAGUCUGCGUCGCAGUACACUUUUGUGACGGCCAGCCCAAAGCCGGUCCCUGCAAGACCCAGAAGUGACUCUACUGCUCGGGUGAGGCCGAUGAAUGGGACUUCUUCGGCGGGUACAACACGGACCGUGAGAGACCGUUGGGGGGGCAGCCCAGGUGAUGCCCGGCUGCCAGAUUCCAAACUCAACCCCAAUGGACCAGGCCGUCCCCAUGCUCGGGCGCCCCAAGCAGAUACGAGGGCUUCGCGAGGUACUGAAAAAGCUGCGGAAAUGCAUUCAACGUAUUCGGACAUGGAAACGCUCGAUCCGCAGUCCUGGGGCAACGUACACUCCAGAGGUGACGACUGGCGGUCCGCACAAGCGCAAGGAAGCCCUGAAAUCGCGACUGAUCAUUGGGAAGACCUCAUUUACUCCGACUCGGAUGAAGCAGACGAGCCAAGGGGGGCAAGCCGGCAGUUUAGCUGGCAACGCGAGCCUCGAGAUCGAAAUGGUGGACGAGAGUCCGCUGGCAGUGGCGGGGGUGGGCGGCGGUCGAUGCCCCGUGGACCCGCGCCACGUGGGAACCGAUAA